AGCUGUGUGUACGGCAGGCUGGCUCUGAGCGGGUGCGUGUUUCAUUAUCAUGUCAGUGAUGGAAGACGAAGAAUUGGAAUUCGAUGAUCUAGAGGCGAUCCUGCAUCUCACACCUGAGGUGCAAUUGGCCAUCGAACAGGUUUUUCCCAGCCAGGAUCCGUUGGACAGAGCAGAUUUCAACGCCGUGGAGUAUAUCAACACCCUGUUUCCCACCGAACAGUCCCUGGCCAACAUAGAUGAUGUGGUGAACAAGAUCCGUCUGAAAAUCCGGCGCCUGGAUGACAACAUUAGGACGGUGGUGAGGGGACAGACGAACGUGGGACAGGAUGGUCGGCAGGCCCUGGAGGAGGCUCAGAAGGCCAUCCAGCAGCUCUUUGGCAAAAUUAAAGACAUCAAGGACAAGGCGGAGAAGUCAGAGCAAAUGGUGAAAGAGAUCACUCGCGACAUCAAGCAGCUGGACCAUGCGAAGCGGCACCUGACCACCUCCAUCACCACUCUCAACCACCUGCACAUGCUGGCUGGAGGGGUGGACUCUCUGGAAGCCAUGACGAGGCGGAGGCAGUAUGGGGAGGUGGCUAACCUGCUGCAGGGCGUGGUCAAUGUGCUGGAACACUUUCACAAGUACAUGAGCAUCCCCCAGAUCCGCCAGCUGUCUGAGAGGGUGAAAGCAGCACAGAGCGAAUUGGGGACACAGAUAUUGGCUGACUUCGAAGAGGCUUUUCCCUCUCAGGGGUCAAAGAGGGCAGGGGGACCCAGCAAUGUUCUGAGGGACGCCUGCCUGGUGGCUAAUGUCCUGGACCCCCGGAUCAAGCAGGAGAUCAUUAAGAAGUUCAUCAGACAGCAUCUCUCCGAGUACCUGGUGCUGUUCCAGGAGAACCAAGACGUGGCGUGGCUGGAUAAGAUCGACCGGCGCUACGCCUGGAUUAAGCGGCAGCUGGUGGACUACGAGGAGAAGUACGGCCGCAUGUUCCCCGGAGAGUGGUGCAUGACCGAGCGCAUAGCCGUGGAGUUCUGCCACAUCACCAGGACGGAGCUGGCUCGGCUGAUGAGGACUCGCGCUCGGGAGAUUGAGGUGAAGCUGCUGCUCUUCGCCAUCCAGAGAACCACCAACUUCGAGGGCCUGCUGGCCAAGCGCUUCUCCGGGAGCACGCUGAACGACGGCGCGGGGCAGAAGAAGGCGGAGUCGCCCCUGGAGCCCACAAACCCUUUCCUGGAAGACGAGGCGGGAGAUGACCUCGCGUCGGAGAAGGAGGAGGAGCUGGACAGGCCCAAGAAGCCAAAGGCGCCAGAUAACCCCUUCCAUGGCAUUGUGUCCAAGUGCUUUGAGCCGCACCUCUACGUGUACAUCGAGUCACAGGACAAGAACCUCGGGGAGCUGAUCGAGCGCUUCGUGGCAGACUUCCGGGCACAGGGGCCCCCGAAGUGUGGCUCAGAGGAGGGGGGAGCGGUGCUCCCCAGCUGUGCGGACCUGUUUGUGUAUUAUAAGAAGUGUAUGGUGCAGUGCUCCCAGCUCAGUACAGGGGAGCCAAUGAUCGCCCUCACCACCAUCUUCCAGAAGUACCUGCGCGAAUACGCCUGGAAGAUCCUGUCUGGAAACCUGCCAAAGACGAGCAGUGGGAGUGGUGGUUUGACCAUCAGCAGCCUGCUGAAGGAGAAGGAGGGGUCAGAGACGGCCAAAUUCACCGUGGAGGAACUCUGCCUCAUCUGCAGUAUCCUCAGCACUGCAGAGUACUGCCUGGCCACCACCCAGCAGCUGGAGGAAAAGCUGAAGGAGAAGGUGGACAAGGCCCUGGUGGAAAGGAUUAACCUGACUGGGGAGAUGGACACCUUCAGCACGGUGAUCUCCAACAGCAUCCAGCUGCUGGUGCAGGACCUGGACUCGGCAUGCGACCCGGCACUCACCGCCAUGAGCAAGAUGCCGUGGCAGAGCGUGGAGCACGUUGGGGACCAGAGCCCGUACGUCACCUCUGUGAUCAUGCACAUCAAACAGAACGUCCCCGUCAUCAGGGACAACCUGGCCUCCACCCGAAAGUACUUCACCCAGUUCUGCAUCAAGUUCACAAACUCCUUCAUCCCCAAGUUCAUCAAUCACCUGUUCAGGUGUAAGCCUGUCAGCAUGGUGGGAGCAGAACAGCUCCUGUUGGACACGCACUCGCUGAAGACUGUUCUGUUGGACCUGCCCUCCAUUGGGUCACAGGUGGUCCGGAAGGCUCCGGCCAGCUACACUAAGAUCGUGGUGAAGGGUAUGACCCGCGCUGAGAUGAUCCUGAAGGUGGUGAUGGCCCCCCAUGAGCCGGCUGUGGUUUUUGUGGAUAACUACAUCAAGCUGCUCGCUGACGGGAACCCCGAGACCUUCCAGAAGAUCCUGGACAUGAAGGGACUGAAACGCAGUGAGCAGAGCAGUAUGCUGGAGCUCUUCAGGCAGCGAUUACCUACACCUCCCUCAGGGAGCGACAGUGUCCCCUCUCUAUCCUUCAGUGCCCCAACACCGGAGCAGGAGUCGUCCCGCAUCCGAAAACUGGAAAAGCUAAUCAAAAAGAGACUGUGAGCCCGGGUGGGGCCUCCCAUUGCCCACGCCCUCCCCCCUGCCACACCCCCUAUCCUUGUGCCCUCUCACCCCAUCAUCAUGCCAACAGCAUUUGGAAUCUUCCAGCAGAGCUGAGCCCUGUCCUCAUACCCCAGGUUCACUGAGGAAGAGCCCACAGAAGGGUAAACGCAAGCAGCAGCACUUUCAUCUGCAUGUGGUUUCUGUCAGUCAUUUCCUACUGAUGAAGAAACCCACAGAGCUGAAAGUGCUGCUGCUUUGUCCUUUAAAGUUAAAGAUGAACCCAGCCCGAUUUCAAAACUGUUACUGGAAGAUAUGAAGAAAUUUCUGGAGGCCACUGCUUCCAUGCGUGAGUCAGGCUCUGCUCCGUGUGCUGCAGUGGUGCACAGGUCUUGUCAUAUGGUUUCAUUCAUAUUGCAUUCAUGUGCUCACUCUUGUCUGAACAGAACAGAACAGAUCAGAGACAGAGCAGGAGAGGGGCAGUGGAUGCAGGCCAGGGUCACUCCCACUGCCCCUCCCAGAGGAACAGCACUUUUUGCUCACUUGGGGAGGAAAUUUUGAAAGGCUCUUGCUCCCUUUUCACUGUGCUCUGAGAGCUGGGUGGUUCUGCUGAUCACUAAACAAGCCCCAAACUGACCUUUUGGCCCAGUGAGGCCUCCACCCACAGACUGGCCCUGAGUCCUGUCAGGGCUGAGUGUGCCCAACCCCCCCCCCCCAUCUGUCCAUGUGCAAAAGAUCCUGUUCAGAGCUCCACAGUGGGGAGGGAGCCAGUAUGAUGUUUCAGCAUUAACCUGUGAGUGCCCAUAUCUAUACUUCUGCAGAAGUGAUCGUGUCCAUGAGAAGUGAAGAUAUGUUUGAGUGGUGAGUUAGAUACUGGCUCAGAAUGCCAUAAUGAGCUGUGCACUCCAUUCUGAGAGACAUGCUUAUUAAUAUAUUCAUAUUUCUGUCCAGCGUGAUUGCUGUACACAUUCCUGCCUUUUGUUUAUAAGAAUUGC
Molecule: messenger RNA, 3540 nt
Organism: Megalops cyprinoides (Indo-Pacific tarpon)
Lineage: Eukaryota; Metazoa; Chordata; Actinopteri; Elopiformes; Megalopidae
Gene: vps53
Product: VPS53 subunit of GARP complex
Exons: 22
Coding region: 50-2548 (832 amino acids)
Biological process (GO): retrograde transport, endosome to Golgi
Cellular component (GO): GARP complex
Source: RefSeq, a predicted model, not a curated record